Messenger RNA from Annulohypoxylon truncatum, 1800 nucleotides. Its product is annotated as NAD(P)-binding protein. The record is from RefSeq and is a predicted model, not a curated record. Gene Ontology annotation, biological process: chorismate biosynthetic process; shikimate metabolic process. The transcript has a single exon. NCBI's taxonomy places the organism in Eukaryota, Fungi, Ascomycota, Sordariomycetes, Xylariales, Hypoxylaceae. The coding region runs from base 411 to 1388 and encodes 325 amino acids. Gene Ontology annotation, molecular function: shikimate 3-dehydrogenase (NADP+) activity.
AUUGUGUUGAGCAUUAUUCCGCUAGCCAAGGAUAUGAAAUAACGAUGGGUAUAUGAAGUACAUAUGAUUUAAUCAUCUUUCGUUGCAUAAUCGAUGCUUUUCCAUGGCCUUAACAAUCAUUCCGUAGAGAUGGUUUUAGUCGUUCUGAAUGUUUUGUCAAUACUUGACCGAGAUUGUUAGUGGGGGUGUGUUAUUCCCUACAAUUAUUUCAUAUAAGAGGUACAUAUUCCCUGGAGUUAUUCCCUACACUCAUUUGAUGUCUUCAACUUUUUUUUUUUGGGUUAGAGCUAGCCGAAUUAUCACUAACGCGAUAACCCCCGUCUUUUCGUGGGGGGAGACUAAGAUCUAACAAGAACUACUCUGAACUGGAUGCCUUUAACAUCUCAAUAUCUCCCAUCAAAUUUUACAAAAUGCUAGAGAACGAUGAGCCAGUGGGCAUACUUGAGUCAUCUUACCAAUAUGGAGCAUCCGCACUUGAUCAAUCAAGCCGUUCAAAACCACUGCGAACCUUUCUCUUCGGCUAUCCACUCCACAAUUCGUUAGCCCCUCUAUUACACGCGAAAAUUUUCGAGGGGCUCUCGCUACCAUGGACGUAUUCACCCAUGGAAACGCAAGAUGCAUCGAGAUUUAUCCCUUCACUUAAAGCACCUGAUGUAAUUGGUUGCGCUGUUACAAUGCCUUAUAAGGUAUCCAUGAUGUCGGUUGUAGAUGAAGUUACUGCGGAGGGUAAGGUCAUUGGAGCCAUCAAUACUGUGUUUAUCCGCAGAGCAUUUGAUGGAAGUCCUAGGUAUAUCGGAACCAAUACGGAUUGCAUUGGUGUGCGAGAAUCCUUUCUGCAGAACUUCCCAGACGUACUAGAGCACUCUACGGGAAAACCAGGCCUCGUAAUAGGGGGAGGCGGGGCUUGUAGAUCUGCUAUAUACGCACUGUGGAAAUGGCUUGGAAUAAGCAAGAUAUAUCUAGUGAACAGGCUUGAAAGCGAGGUCACAGAGGUGAUUAAAUCUCUAAAGGCUACGGGGUUUGGGGGUGAGCUCAUCCACGUAUCAUCGGUAGAAAUGGCCGAGGCUCUAGAAGCACCGGUUCUAAUCGUUGGUACUGUUCCCGACUUCCCACCAAGAGAAGAGGGGGAGAUCAUUGCAAGAAAUAUCAUCACCACAUUUCUUUCAAGUAAGAACAAAGGCUACGUUCUAGAGAUGUGUUAUCACCCUAAACCUAGGACCGAGUUCUUCGAAAUUGCUACAGCGGCGGGAUGGAGAGUUCUGUACGGAACGGAGCCAAUGAUCUAUCAGGGUGUCGCACAACAAGUGCUAUGGACAGAGCUACCACUGGAGACUUUUAGUUUGGAUGAAGUAAAGCAGGUUAUUUCCGAGAAACUAGAGAAGAUAUAGGACAGGAGGAGAAGCUAGCAGCUGGAUAGCUUAUCCUGAUCAGGUAGUUUAGAGAUGGUUUGACCAGACUCGAACGCCGACUACCUGGACUGGGAGCUGAGGUUCUAUUUUUGCUCGAUAAACUCUUAAAGGGCCAAAUGAUAAGUUCCAUAUUGAAUUUCUUUGGACAAUUCCGUCAAUAGACACUCGAAUCUUAGUAACUAACCCUUUGAGGUGGCUCCUACUAAGUACAUUCGGUUCGUCAAGAAUAGAUGUGUCAGGUUGUGGGCGGCAAGUCAACGUGAGAGGUAGUAGGUAGGUAGCAAAUGGGUAGAUUAGUGACUAAAGUAUCGCGCAACCCUUCUUAAAUCUAAGGGGGGCGAAGCCUCCCUUAUAUAUCUGCGGGCUAGCCGCUAGCUAGCCGCAGGCUAGC